ACGAACUGUGAGAUCAUGAACUGAGCGGAAAUCAAGAGAUGCUCUACUGACUCAGCCACCCAGAUGCCCCAAACCUCUGUGCAUUUGCUUAUAAGUAUGUGCACACACAAGCAUGCACGUGUGUCUGUGGGUCCAUGUGCCCUGCUGUAUGCACAUGUGUGUCCAAGUGCAUGUGUGGCUGUGCAUUUGAGAAGCGCGUGUGCCUGUGUGGCUCUGAGGGGCGCUGCGCACAGAUGUGAGGAAAGAGGGUCACUUCCCCAGGAACCCAGGCUGCCCUCUCUUCCUGCCCCCACCCACGGGGAGAGGCCCCAGCUGCAUAAAGUGGAGCUUCCCUGGAGCCCCUGCCCGCCUGCCUCUGCUGCGCCAUCCCACACCUGCCCACGCUGCCUCCCGUGCCCAUUCCAGAGGGAGGAGACCAGAAGCAUUAGGCACCCUGGGGUCUCCUGUCCCCAAACUACUCAGCAGCAGGUCCCACCCCCCGCCCCUAUGACCAACAUGAGCUGGAGUUUCCUGACGCGACUGCUGGAGGAGAUCCACAACCACUCCACGUUCGUGGGCAAAGUGUGGCUCACGGUGCUGGUGGUCUUCCGCAUCGUGCUCACGGCGGUGGGCGGCGAGUCCAUCUACUCGGACGAGCAGACCAAGUUCACGUGCAACACGCGCCAGCCGGGCUGCGACAACGUGUGCUACGACGCGUUCGCGCCCCUGUCCCACGUGCGCUUCUGGGUCUUCCAGAUCGUCGUCAUCUCCACGCCCUCCGUCAUGUACCUGGGGUACGCCGUGCAUCGCCUGGCCCGCGCCUCCGAGGAGGAACGCCGCCGCGCGCCCCGCCGCCGUCCGACCCGCGCGCCCCUGCCUCUGCCCCUGCCGCCCCACCCCGGCUGGCCCGACUCCGCCGGCCUGGGCGAGGAGGAGCCCAUGCUGGGGGGCCUGGGCGAGGAGGACGAGGAGUCGGGGGCGCCCGAAGGCCUGGGCGAGGAGGCCGAGGCCGAGGACGCGGGCGCGGCCAAGGGCGCAGGCGGAGACGCCAAGGCGGCGGGGGCCCCGGGUCCCGCCCGGCAGCACGACGGGCGGCGGCGCAUCCAGCGCGAGGGCCUGAUGCGCGUGUACGUGGCCCAGCUGGUGGCGCGGGCUGCCUUCGAGGUGGCCUUCCUGGUGGGCCAGUACCUGUUGUACGGCUUCGAGGUGCGGCCUUUCUUCCCGUGCAGCCGCCAGCCCUGCCCGCACGUGGUGGACUGCUUCGUGUCUCGGCCCACCGAGAAGACCAUCUUCCUGCUGGUCAUGUACGUGGUCAGCUGCCUCUGCCUGCUGCUCAACCUGUGCGAGAUGGCGCACCUCGGCCUGGGCAGCGCGCAGGACGCGGUGCGCGGCCGCCGGCCCCCGCCCGGCGCCCCCGGCCCCGCGCCGCGCCCGCCGCCCUGCGCGCUGCCCGCCGCGCCCACCGGCCUGGCUUGCCCGCCCGACUACAGCCUGGUGGUGCGCGCGGCCGAGCGCGCGCGCUCCCACGACCGGGACCUGGCGAGCCUGGCGCUGCAGGCGCUGCGGGACGGGCAAGCGUUGGAGGACCGCGAGAGCCCGCCGUGCCCCGGCCUCCCCGCGGCCGCCCGGGGGCCCCAGCGGUCCGGCGCCCCCGCCUCCGGGUCGGGCAGCGCCACGUCGGGGGGCACGGGCCAGGGCAGGCCGGGCGCCAAGCCCAGGGCGGGCUCAGAGAAGGGCAGUGCCAGCAGCAGGGAGGGGAAGACCACCGUGUGGAUCUGACGGCCCGACCCUGAAGUGGCCCGAUCCCCUGCAGGCCACGGCUGGGGCGGGGGGCUGGGGCUCUGGGGGAAGGCCAGGGCGCAGGGCGAGGAGCACCACCUGCCCUCUCUUUCUCCUCCGCCUGCUCCGGGCCACCCGGGAGGGGCGCCAGGUUGAAGGCAUCACCCGCUCAGCGUCACUGCCCCUCCCUGCCUGAGGUCUCCCCUCUGUCCAGGGGAGAAGGAGGAGGAGGGACCUGCGAAGGGUCCCCAGCUCUGAUCCCUAAACCCGAAAGGGUUUAUGGGACUGUGGCUGCGGGGGUGGGGGCAGUCUGAGCCUCACCUGUGUGUGUGUGUGUGGGGGGGGGGGUGUCUUGGCCCUCUCCUCCCCCACCCUGCUCCCCUGAUCAGCCCAUGUGUGUCAUGGCAGGCCCGACGCUCCUCCAUACAGCCUGCCGCAGCAAAUGGGGUUCCCUCCCAAACCCCCCACCUCCAUCCCCAAUCCACUUCCUGUUUCCUACAGAGCUGAGAGCACUCCUAGGUCUUUCUGGUACAGAAGGGGAAACCGAGGUCUAGACGGGAAGGGAGGGACAGAAGGGGAGUGCCGCAUCGUCCUGUGGGAGGGCAACCCCCCCCCCCCCCCCAGUUCCCUCCUGUGCUGAGGCCCUGGGGUGGGUGGAAGGGACUGCACUCUCUGGAGCUUCUGUACCUCUGUGGUUCGGCCCCUCCCCCUGGGACAGACGUGUGGUUCUGCAAAGAGGCCGCUGGCCUGUUGCCAGGGAGUGCUGGGACUCCGGUUUGGGCCAUUCUGGGGGAUGGGGAUCCUGGCUCCCAUCUACCCCUUCUCUGCCUUCCGUCCCCCUCCCUAAUUCAGACACAGCCACCAAAGCAAAGGAAACAAAAUAAAACUAACUUUUGUUUACAACUGCGUGUUGUGUGUGCAUGUGGGGCAUGUGCACACGUAGGUUGUGGGUGCACACAUGUAUGUCUACCCUGGCGCGCGCACGUGUGUGAGUGUGCCUGGGUGUGGUGUGUGUACA
Molecule: messenger RNA, 2776 nt
Organism: Prionailurus viverrinus (fishing cat)
Lineage: Eukaryota; Metazoa; Chordata; Mammalia; Carnivora; Felidae
Gene: GJC2
Product: gap junction protein gamma 2
Exons: 2
Coding region: 64-1758 (564 amino acids)
Biological process (GO): cell communication
Cellular component (GO): connexin complex
Source: RefSeq, a predicted model, not a curated record